Molecule: messenger RNA, 850 nt
Organism: Melitaea cinxia (Glanville fritillary)
Lineage: Eukaryota; Metazoa; Arthropoda; Insecta; Lepidoptera; Nymphalidae
Gene: BmDJ-1beta
Product: protein dj-1beta-like
Exons: 6
Coding region: 54-746 (230 amino acids)
Biological process (GO): guanine deglycation, glyoxal removal; protein deglycation, glyoxal removal
Cellular component (GO): cytosol; nucleus
Molecular function (GO): protein deglycase activity
Source: RefSeq, a predicted model, not a curated record
AUGUAAUUUUAAUAAAAUUGUUUGACCUUGGAACUGUCAAAUUUUGACUAUUAAUGUUUGUGUUUCCAUUGAGACGAAUUUGUCUGAAAAAUCCAAAAUCCUUAUUACAAACAAUAGUUACACGUUAUAGCACAAGUUUCUUUCAGCUACAAACUAACUCAUUUUCAUCAUCGAUCAUGUCCAAGUCGGCGCUGAUGAUCCUCGCCCAAGGUGCUGAAGAAAUGGAGACGGUCAUUACUGUUGAUAUGCUGAGGAGAGGAGGUGUAACAGUAACUCUUGCUGGUCUAGAUGGCGACGCCCCGGUGCUCUGCUCCAGACAAGUAACUCUAGUACCCGACAAGUCUCUGGCCGACGCAUUGGCUGAAAAGCCCCAAUAUGAUGCUGUAAUUCUUCCAGGGGGUCUAGAAGGUUCCGAGCGUCUCUCAAAGUCAAGCGUGGUGGGUACUCUUUUGAAGGAACAUGAGAAAUCUGGUAAAAUUGUCGCUGCCAUAUGUGCUGCUCCAACAGCGUUUGUAGCUCAUGGAGUUGGAAAAGGAAAGCGUGUCACAUCCUACCCUUCUACAAAGGAUAAAAUAUCAACCGAUUACACCUAUGUCGAAGGAGAAAGGGUUGUCGUUGAUGGCAACAUCGUCACUAGCAGGGGUCCUGGCACAGCAUACUGGUUCGGACUAACUUUGAUUGAAAUGUUGACCGGCAAGGAAAAAGCUCAACAAGUUGAGAAGGGAAUGCUUAUCUCUGGAUACUAGUUGUAUCAGAAUCAUACAGUAAUGUGAUUAUUGUAAGACGUAAAUGUAUAUUGGCUGUUGUAAUAAAAUAGAUUAUCAUUUUCAUUAAUAUAUUAAGAAAGCUA